CUGUUUUUGCGUGCAUAACUAACCUUCAACGCGCCCCCAGACAUAGCAAAACUAGUCUGGUGUAUGAGAUGGUGGUCUGACUGAUAAGACAACCACACCUGAUGGUUAUCGUGCUUAUGUCUGAAUAUUGAAGGGUUUUGCACAGCUGCACAAAUAUUUUCACCGGGACAAGAGCAGGUUCUCUCCAGCCUCUACGCACAAUCGAUCCCCAGCAACCUCACAUACACAUUGGGCAGAUGAUGUAUCUCAUGACUACCAUAUCAAAUCUUGUCAUCAGCGCCCAGUCUCCGAAACCGGUCGAGAAGAUCAAACACAUCCGACACGGUUGAUCCACCAUCAGUUGGCAUUUUUACUUACCUCUUCCGGCCUACCGACAUGCAUGAGUUCGCCUUGUAUGGUCAGGUCACCAAAAAUGACCACCAUCGGAUGCUCCAGCAACUAGCUGGCUACACCCGUAUGCAGCCACAAGAUGUCCUCGAGAUCCACCUGGUUUUCAAGGCUCGCCAACCGCCGGGGUUGGAUAAUGUCCCUUCGGCUGGUGGUUCUCAAGGGAUAAUGCAGCCAGAGGCUCAGAAAGUCAGGGCUAUGCUCAAUGCCGGCCUGUACUAUGUCCAACUGGUCGGCGAAUUGGCGCAGAAUGAGCUGAAGCAUACAGCAAAUGGCGAUAUAAGCAUGACCAGUGGCAAUGGCAAUGGCAAUGGCAAUUCUGAGCACGACAAAUCAACAAUUAAGUGGACAUUCGAGUUCAAAGACACUCCGGAUCCGGGCAAACAAGCAAUUAGUUCCAGACUACUCUACAGAAUACCAUUCGAAGCGGGAGACUUUGUUGAGUUUCUCAAUGCCUUCGGCUAUGAAUAUGUCUCUCGCUACAUGCUGGUGGGAUCGAACUUUUAUGAUCAGGACACCACGCUCUUUGUGCACAAAGUUGUUCAACUCCCGCAAGUACCUGCGGACAAGGCGAUCAGUGACGUAUCAUUUCUUUCAGACGUCUCCAAGCUCCAGGACUUUGAUAGAUCGGGCGGAUACAUCCUUCAAGCCUCGAUUGAUGUGGUCGACGGCAAUCACCCCGAGCUCAAGGACAGGGCAACCAGACAGCUGUUGGGACACAAGGAGGCACUGAAGCAGGCAGUUGAUUUGACACCCGGUGAUAGAUUGGCUUUGGAUACCCGAUUGCCUUCGGUUGUCCGUAGGUAGAUCUUUUUGUGUCCUGCUGUGCCUGCGUACAGGAGAGCAGGGAAAGCAUACCAGUGACUAAGCAUUAUGCACGUGACCUCUACUGACGUCCAUAGAAACGCGUUCAGGCGCGUACAAUUCGAGAAAUCUAAUAAUUCUUCAUGCA
Exophiala xenobiotica is the source of this 1339-nucleotide messenger RNA. RefSeq lists its product as uncharacterized. The record is from RefSeq and is a predicted model, not a curated record. Lineage: Eukaryota; Fungi; Ascomycota; Eurotiomycetes; Chaetothyriales; Herpotrichiellaceae. The transcript is spliced from 2 exons. The coding region runs from base 376 to 1194 and encodes 272 amino acids. Gene Ontology annotation, molecular function: transcription coregulator activity. Gene Ontology annotation, biological process: termination of RNA polymerase II transcription; regulation of transcription by RNA polymerase II. Gene Ontology annotation, cellular component: core mediator complex; mediator complex.